ACACUGUUGGUCAGGAUGAGGGGGCUGCUCGUAUUCGCCGCGCUGUUUGUGGCCGUUCUCGGCAAGGAGACGUUUAAGGGGCAUCAGGUGCUUCGCAUUACUGCGAAAGAUGAAGCCCAGCUGGCUCUUAUCAAGGAUCUGGAGGACAUGAUCCACUUUGAGCUGGACUUCUGGAGAGGAGUGACCGAUGUGGCCUCUCCUGUGGAUGUCAGAGUUCCCUUCCACAGCCUGCAGUCUGUCAAAGUUUACCUGGAGACUAAGGCAAUUCAGUACGCCACCAUGAUCGAAGACCUGCAGACAUUGCUGGACAUGGAGCAGGAGGACAUGGAAGCUGCUGCUCGUGCUGCUGGCCCCAGAUCCACUGACAGCUUCGACUAUUCCAAUUACCACACCAUCAACGAGAUCUACAACUUCCAGGACAUGCUGGUGAGGGAGAAUCCCAACCUGGUCAGCAAGAUUGUGAUCGGUCAGAGCUACGAGGGACGUCCCCUGAGUGUGCUCAAGUUCAGCACUGGUGGAACCAACCGUCCCGGCCUCUGGAUUGACACUGGAAUCCAUUCCAGAGAGUGGGUCACUCAGGCCAGUGGCACCUGGUUUGCCAAGAAGAUUGUGACUGCUUAUGGAAGUGACCCCGCCCUCACAGCCAUCCUCAACAAGAUGGAUAUCUUCCUCCUGAUUAUGACCAACCCUGAUGGCUUCACCUACACCCAAACAACCGACCGCAUGUGGCGUAAGACCAGGAAGCCCAACCCUGGUUCAAGAUGUGUCGGAGUCGAUCCCAACAGGAACUGGGAUGCUGGUUUUGGAGGGCCUGGUUCCAGCAACAACCCCUGCUCCCAGACUUACCGUGGACCAAGUGCUAACUCUGAGUCUGAGGUCAGGGCCAUUGUUGACUUUGUGAGGUCCCACGGUAACCUCAAGUCCUUCGUCUCCAUCCAUUCCUACUCCCAGAUGCUCCUCUACCCCUACGGCUACACCAGUACUCCAGCCAAGGACAGAGCUGAGCUGCACCGUCUGGCUAAGAGGGCCAUCAAAGCCCUGGCCUCCCUGUAUGGUACUCCUUACAGAUACGGCAGCAUCAUCAACACCAUCUACCAAGCCAGCGGUGGCACCAUUGACUGGACCUACAACCAGGGCAUCAAGUACUCCUACACCUUUGAGCUGAGGGACACCGGUCGUUACGGCUUCCUCCUGCCCACCAAUCAGAUCAUCCCCACCGCCCAGGAGACUUGGCUGGCUCUGAUGGCCAUCAUGAAACACGCCUACAAGACUUCCGACUAAGUGUGUGUGUGAUUAUGAGUGGUAAUCCCAGUAAAGAGGAGAUUGUUGGCAAAUGUCACCAUCUUUACAACUGAUAUCACCUUCAUCCAAAACCACAAACAGACAAAUAAAUGUGCAAGCCUGCAGUUUCCAUUUCUUAAUGAGUUAAAACCUUCUAAAUAUAAACAUACAUGACUUUUCUUCUUUGGCAUUCCACACCUGUCUUUAUUUAAUCAGUUUCCAGCCUCUUAAAACUCACAUUACUAAGAUGGCAAUCAAUCAAUCUUAACCUGACCUUUGGAAAUAGCCAUUAAAUAGCCAUUGUAGCCAUUAAUGAAUAAAACUGGAGUAUAUAAUUAGCUGUGACACAGAGUGGAACUUCAUUCCUGUUUGGUUUCCGAUAUCAUCCUGUCACUUUUGUUAGUUUACUGAGACAAAAGCAACAGCUACAUGUCUAAAAAUGUAAUGAUAAAAGAUCUCUACGUUUUCUACAAAUUUGUUGCAACAACACUCACAGGUCAAGUGCGUAGGAUUUAGCAGAAUCUAGCAGUUACAGAAUUCCAACCACCUAUAUACGGUAGUCACUAAAAACACAGAGAAUGGGAGAGGACUUCUCUAGAGCUAGUGUUUGGUUUGUCUGAUCUGGGCUACUGUAGAAUCAUGGCAUAAGUAAAUGAGGACCCACUACAUUACAUUUCUGCCAAUAGAUUCUCCUAAAUCCACUCACUAGACAUUAACUUUUGUUUUCUUUUACGGUAUGAAUGUUUCCAAUUUUAGCCAGUAGUAGGAAGGUAAGGAGGUUUAAUUAUUAGUUAUAGAACAAAACAAAACAUGUAUUAACUCCAAAUAUAACACAACUGCCUUAGACAAAAAAAAAAACCAAAACACUUCAGAUAGAGCAAACAAUUAUCCAUUUUAAAUGACAUCAAUUUACAAGCAAAAUCACAUGAUCAGAUCAUUAAUGUGAAUUAAAACCGACUGUGAAAACAAAUGAUUCAUCACAGAAGAAAGGCCUGCAGACUAGUCCGCAUUCUCAUUAAAAAGCACUUCAUCGGAGACUGUGUGAGCGUAUCCAGGCAGAGGUGAACAAGAAUCAUACCAACAAAACAAAAGGCCACACAUUAGCAAUACUGUUUUUCAAAUGCAUCUGUGGGUACUGAAGCGCUGUUUGUAAUUUAGUUUCAUCCAGAACAAAAUACCCAUUUCCAUCCUUUAGUGACACUGUGACAAGCACAAUCUCUAACAAAGAAAAUCACAGUGACGUAAAAGCACAAGUGGCCAAAAAAGUUGCACAUAAAGGCUGUCGGUGCUUCGUCAGUUUCGAGAUCACAAUACAACAUCACACGUGGAGAAAAUUACAAAAAUACAACACAGCUUGUCUUAAUAUUAUAAAACUGAUCCAGCUCUGUAAUAUCAUUUAUAUAAAUUACAUCUCACGUCAUAGAGAGAUUCCCAGCAUAUCCUUCAUGUCACGUCAACAUUCAGUUACUUUGUCUCCCGCAAAGUCUAAGUCAUAUUGGAGUGCCAUUUAUUCGGUGGCUGUCAUACUGAUGGGGAAAAACAUGACGGCUUUGAACAUAACAAGAUUAAAAAGGAAAGAAUAUCAAACAGAUUAUCCAAUAUAUGGACAUGUUCAUCAACCAGAAGAAAAAAAACGAUGAGAAUAGUUACAUGAGAACAAAAUUUGAGUGCAGAAAGAUCCAUCAGUUGUCAGAUUCACAGACGAGGCACUGUGCAAACA
This is a messenger RNA of Acanthopagrus latus (yellowfin seabream), 3001 nucleotides long. RefSeq names its product carboxypeptidase A1-like. The record is from RefSeq and is a predicted model, not a curated record. Gene Ontology annotation, biological process: proteolysis. The transcript is spliced from 11 exons. Gene Ontology annotation, molecular function: zinc ion binding; metallocarboxypeptidase activity. NCBI's taxonomy places the organism in Eukaryota, Metazoa, Chordata, Actinopteri, Spariformes, Sparidae. Bases 16 to 1281 code for a protein of 421 amino acids.